Humulus lupulus (European hop) is the source of this 1483-nucleotide messenger RNA. RefSeq lists its product as uncharacterized. The transcript is spliced from 2 exons. Lineage: Eukaryota; Viridiplantae; Streptophyta; Magnoliopsida; Rosales; Cannabaceae. The record is from RefSeq and is a predicted model, not a curated record. Bases 15 to 440 code for a protein of 141 amino acids.
UGUCGUCUGGAGAUAUGUUCGACCGCUACACCGCACCUGCUGCUCCAUCGAGUUGGAAGAAAGAAAGCAAGUGGCAUCGCGGGGAAAGCAGCAAUGCCCCUUCAACCAAGAAGGCCCGGACUGAGGAUCUUCCAGCUGCUGCUCCCUCAAAGGAAACAACGCCACCUCCGGCACCACUCGACCAACAAUCUCCUCUUGCACCAGCCAAGCAGAACUCUACCCCUCCAACGCCAACCAACCAGACACCUCAGGGAAAUCAACCUGAAGAUGCCCUGACCAGCACCGUAGUUGGCUCAACUAGAGAGAGGAUAUACAAACUCUCAAAGCACAAACGCAGCCGAGAGGCCAUUUUCGGCACCAACUCCAUGGAGGCCAACCAGAUAAUAAAUCGAUGGUUGAACGAGAUAGCCAGUAGAUUGUUGACUAUAACUGCUGGUUGACGCCGCAUGGGGGCUUUGGUCACCCAGACCAAAGACUCCGACACCAAUUACACUGAGGCGAUGAAGGUGCUCGAGGGGAAGAACGUUGAAUUGCUCGAGAAAAACACAUAAUUGCUUAGCAAGAAUGUAAUGCCCCAAAUUUCCUAAUAAGGUUUAGAACCUUGAUUAGGAGGCCGGGAGGGCCAUAAUUGAUUUAUUAUGGUAUUUAAUGAUUAUAUGCAUGUUUACGUGAAUUAUAUUAUUAUAUGAUGGGGGAUGCAUGCAUAUGGGUUCAUAUUUUAAUUAUGAGGGCAUUUUGGUAAUUUGGCCGCUGUGGAUGUAAUUGUGUAUUUUGGGUGCAUGGUUGUGAUUAAUUAAUAUAGCCACAUUAUUAGGUGGAUUGGUUCGAGCUAUUCGGCAUGAGACGAUCGUGAGAUGUAAGUGUUCGGUCUAGUCAUAACGGGUUUAAGUUCGGGGCUCGGGGUGAGUCUCGGGAUCAUUUUGAUGACUAGAACAUUACCGGGAAUAAAAGGGUAAUGGGAUAUGAUUUAUUGGUAUUUGAGAAUAUUGAGAAUAGUGGGAAUUGGAGAGCGUAAAUUAUAAUUAACGUGAUAGGCGGGAAAGGACGGUUUUACCCUUGGAAGCCUUUAGAGGGAUUUAUUUGGCCUAGGGGCAUUAUGGUCUUUUGACCUUAAGGAUUUAUAUCAGCCUUUGAUUUUUAGAAGGCUGUGGAAAACAGAACAAAACAGAGCCCCAUCCUCAUCUCUUCCUUUCUCUCCCGUACAAGCUUUUCCCUUCAUUCUUUCUUUGAAUUUUGAGAGCCCAAAUUGAGGAGUUAAGCUAGGAGAUCAAAGGUGGAAGCUAGGGAACUUGAUUCAGCCAUUAAAGGGGAUUCAAAAUCGAGUUUGAGGUGAGUUCAGCCAUAAGUUUCUGGUUUAUACUCUGUUUUCCUUUAGUUUUUCAGCCUAUGAUUUCUUGAUGGAAAGUUUGAAUUAAUGGAAGUUUAGUUGAUGUUUAACUUGGGUUUUGAUGUGGGUGAGUUGUUGGUAAUGUUUAGUGGUUGA